CCGCUGGCUGUACGCGAUAGAAGCUUCAUGGAGGAGUUGAAGGACACGAGCAUCCACCAUACGGCCCUUCGGUUGGCGGAGGACGUAAAAACGAUGAAGCUGUACUGUAAUCUCUACAAGACGGUUCAAAAACUUUCCUGCUCUCCGGAGGUGGAUAAGGAUGACAUGAAGCAAACGCUCGAAAACGCCAUCAAAGCGAACGGUCUGGAAACGGAAAUACGGAACGUGAUCUACCAUCUGAUCCGGAAUGUCGUAAAAAGUGACACUCGUCCAACGCCCGCCAGCAGCGAUCCGUUGAACUAUCUACGCCGAGCAGGUAUCCAAUGGGAACGACGGGUACGCAAGUCGUUGAACUCGAUGUGCUCGGAAUCGAAAGCGCAACUGCACGGUCAGAUGCGUACCGCAUCCGACCGGGAGGAGAUCCUCUCCAAGUGGGACGAGCUCAGCACCUAUCAGAUCGAUCUCAGCAACUAUCGACCGGUGUACGCUCCCAAAGAUCUGCUCGACGUGCUGCUAUCGCUCAAGGGACCGAUGAAGCAGGAUGAGACAGACUUUCUACCGAAAUGGGAAUUCUCCCACAUAUCCCUCACGGUGAAGAAUCUCUGCCAGCUGCGAACACACUUUUCCGAGGUGCUGAGAAAUGAUAACAACUUCGGUGAUUGGUCGGUAACGUGCCAGAAGGUGCUGAAAAAACGCCAUGCACCGCUCUGCCAGCAAGCGCUAAAGAAGGGAGUCACACCGCCACCGUUGCGUGGGGCACUCUGGUCCUACGUGCUUGGCAGUCAGGUGGAACAACAUCACGUGGAACAUUGGGAAGCACUGCGACAGUCGGUACUGACCAAUGAAUCCAUAGUAGACAAGCUGGUUUUCAAGGAUGUACAGCUGACCGCCACCAAUGACGAUCGUUACUUCGUGUUCGAAGAUGUACUUUAUCAGAUUAUGCUCUGCUUCAGCAGAGACACCGAAAUAAGCCAACUCAUUCAGGUCGAAUUUACCAACUCAGCGAAGGCGAAACAGUACGAAGGACCUCCGUGUGGGUUUGUCCCGUUUCAUGGUAUCUGCAUGUUGGCGGCUCCGUUUUGUUACCUUUACGAUAAUCCCGUCUCGUUGUACUACACCUUUCGAGCAUUUUACAUUCGUUACUGCCAUCGACUAACGACGAUCAACACCCAUCCACAGGGCAUCGUGAGUUUGUGCCUCUUGUUCGAAAAGUUGCUGCAAACGCACGAACCACAGCUAUGGUCACAUUUCCGGGAACUUCAAAUUCAACCGAUUCGCGUGGUGUUCAAAUGGUUAAUGCGCGCAUUCAGUGGCCAUCUACCACCGGAACAGUUGCUCAUACUGUGGGACUUAAUUCUGGGCUACGAUAGUCUCGAAAUACUAUCCCUGCUUGCCAUCAUCAUACUGAGCUUCCGGCGAGAAAGCCUGAUGCAAGUGACGUCGGUAGAGAACAUAGAAGCCAUCCUGUCCGAUCUGUCCUCCGUCAAAGUACUGCCACUGAUUCAACUAACACUGUCACGGGAUUAGAAUUGCCGACUGCUAAACAGCCAAACUACUGCCGAAUGAAAAUAGAACAUGGUUUUC
This is a messenger RNA of Anopheles moucheti, 1584 nucleotides long. Its product is annotated as TBC1 domain family member 19. The record is from RefSeq and is a predicted model, not a curated record. Lineage: Eukaryota; Metazoa; Arthropoda; Insecta; Diptera; Culicidae. The transcript has 6 exons. Bases 28 to 1527 code for a protein of 499 amino acids.